Messenger RNA from Podarcis lilfordi (Lilford's wall lizard), 7831 nucleotides. The record is from the annotation of a GenBank genome assembly. Lineage: Eukaryota; Metazoa; Chordata; Lepidosauria; Squamata; Lacertidae.
AUGCCGAGCUUUAUUGGCAGUGCUCUUCGCGGGAACUUCUUCCUGAUGCUCGGCCUGUGGUGGUCCAUCAAAUACCCCAUAAAGUACAUUCUUCUAAAGCUGGAUUCAGGCAACCCGCACAGCCAUUGGAUCCAAUCUAUGGAUAUUAUCGAAGGAACAGUGAAAGCUUUCUUUGCUCUAGGAGGUACUAUACUCCAACGUCAUCUUCCUGCUGCAGGAGAGAUGAUGUACCAUUAUGAAGCAUCUUUUCUACAUCUAUGUCUCGGCGCUGACAGACGAACGGGGGGGGGGGGGCAGGGGGGAGCGACACGCCCCAGACACGCCCCCGCCUGUUCGCCACUCCACCACUGUGUCUCAGGGAAAUUUACAGUCCUACCAUAGAAACGACUGGAAAUAAGUUUGAAAACAGUACAAAACGAACCCUUAAGGGCAGAGACAUUUUCACCUUCCUGGAAAGGCUAGUUGCAACAAAAAAUGACUUCAGUUGUUUUCAGAGUGCACAUACACUGAAAGCCCUGCUCUGAGUUACUGGGUAGCAAAGCUUCUGAUACUUUAGGGACUUUGUAGAGUUGGAAGGGAUCCAAGGGUCAUCUAGUCUGACCCCCUGCAGUGCAGCUAAAGAGUGUCUGACAGAUGGCCACCCAACCUCUAAACAAAGCCUCCAGUGAAGGAGAAACUCUCCUGUAGAAUGCAGCAACCUAAUGGGUAUAUAAGGUCUCUCAAGGAAGCUGGUCCGGAGCUGCAGAGGGCCUUAUACGCUGACACCAAAACCUUGGGUUUGGGCCAGUGGCAGAAUGGCAGGCAGUGCAAAUACUGCAAACACGGUGCUAUACGCGGGUGGCAAUUUGCUUCCAAAGCAACCUGGCCGCUACCUUCUCCGCCAGCUUUCUGACUGCAAGCCAGAGAGCAGAGCCUUAGAGGCUGAUCUUAAUGCUGGUGACUUUUUGGACAACCUGGUCCCACACCGUUUAGGGCACCAGGGGGAAAGACCAGCACUUUUAAUGGAGCCCAGAACUGAAAUGGCAGCCAAUAUAACUGGCACCAGAGUGAGUGUAGUGGGAUCUUCUGCCCAUUUUUGCAGACUAGCCACAAGUGUCCUGCCGGGCACAUUCUGUACCAGCUGCCGUUUCCAAACCAUCUCUAAGGACAGCCCCAUACAGUAGCCUGGAUGUAAAAGAAGCAUGUGUCAUUUGGUCGGCUUUCUCUAGGCAGGGCCACAAAUCUCAAAUCAGCCUGAGCUGGAGUUGCCAAAGGCCCAUCUAGUUCAGCAUCCUGAGGUCACAGCGGCCAACCAGAUGCCUGUAGGAAUCCUGAAAGCAAGACAUGAGCACAACAGCACUCUCCCCACCUGCAAUUCUCAGCAGUGGAUAUUCAGAGACAGAUUGCCUCCCAUGGCGGAGACAGAGCAUAGACAUUGUGGCUAGUCUUCUAGGUCUUAGAAAGUCCGCUCAGUUGAAUAACUGCCUCAUAUCAAACAGUUGGAAAAACAGAAUUGCUGAGUUUGUGUGUAUGUAAAAAAAAUAAGUCAUGCUAUUGAAAUAGCAAGUUUUAGUGUGAAAAUCAGCAAACAUACAGCUCAUCCUUAGCCUGUGCGUAACUCAGGCAUCCCCAAAUUCGGCCCUCCAGAUGUUUUGGGACUACCCAUCAUCCCUGACCACUGGUCCUGUUAGCUAGGGGUGAUGGGAGUUGUAGUCCCAAAACAUCUGGAGGGCCAAGUUUGGGGGUGUCUGUCGUAACUUGUAAAGAACCCCAAUGAGACACAUUAUUACUUGCUAAGCCAGUAAGAGUUUAAGGUCAGGAGGCUUCCUUAAUACUUGCACUUACUGAGCUCUUUCUGCUGUGUGUUCUUCCUUUCCACCCUUUCAUGUACACCUGCCUUCAAAUUUUGCCCAGUCCUUCACUCUGCUAAGGAAGCAAAAUGACUUGUGUCCUGCCUUACAGGAAUACUGGCUGAGCAGCUGGUCCCGGGUGGACCUCACCUUUCUCUCUACGACAGCGAGACCCAAGACUGGGUCCAGCUGAUGAGCUGGCAGCUCAUGACCAUGUACCUCUUCUAUGGCUUUUCUGGAGUGGCGGGUGUCCUUGUCCAUACGUCGCUCAAGUUGCCAGUGGGGCUGGAUCGCCUCCUGUUGGCUCUGGCUUUGUUUGCAGAAGGUGAGCAAUGAACAGAGGCUAACGGUCCGAAGCAUUAAGAUGGACAAGUCAAAAGGGUCGUGAUGGGAAAUGGCAGCUGCCCCCAACUAAAGACCCUGUUCAGGGAUUGUUCUUCAAGCUCUGGAGCCUUGGGGCAGGGUGAACACAAGACAUUCUGCUAGCUAGGAGGCAGUGAUGGCCAACAACCUAGAUGGAUUUAAAAUUCAGGGAGGGGAAGGCUAUGAAUGGCUAUUAGCCAGGAUGGCUGUGCUCUGCCUCGGUGGUCAAAGGCAAUAAUGCUUUAAAAUACCAGUUUUGGGAAGCCAGAGUGCUCUUCUGAAAUAAAAAGUUCUGAGUAGGCAUCUGAAACUCAGUAAAGUGUCUGCCUAACUUCUUGUGGCAGGGAGUUCCAUGGAGUUGGGCCCACGAAACUGAAGGCACGGCUCAUGGUUGCUAUGAGCUGUGCUUCUGCAAACCACAGUUUCCCCAACUCCUGCUGAUACCUCUUCUCCUGCAGGAGGUUGAUGCCAUUUGGACUACGUAAGAAAUGGCACUCCCACCCUGAGCACCGGAGCACAAAAGCCUGUGGGCUAUGACCACUGUGAUUUAUUGACGAGUAACUGUCUUUUGUACACAUAAUUAGGAACAUGGGGGGGAAAGGCUUUAUUCCUCCAUCUUUUUAGCAUGCGCUCAAGUGUGGAGCGGUAAUUCUAAUGUUCGCUAGCCAUUAUAAGCACAGAAUCAUGGGGCGUUAAGUACUUGAGGCUUAGCAAGACUGUAUUAUGUGAUCUUGAAUAUACAUGCAGAUCACCUAAUCGCAGCAAAUAGGCAACUAGAGAAUUGGCGAGUAGUUUAUUUACAUAAAAUGGCCACUAGGGGGCAAUUACGGUUUAUGGAAGAGGCUAGUUUAUUUUCCAUUAUAGUUUCCUACCCCAGCUUUAAAAAAAAUAUUUUGAAUGUACCCUGAUGUAUUAAUUUAGCAAUAACCAGACACACAAAGCUGCCUUAUACUGAGUCACACUGUUGUGUUUAUCUAGAUCAGUCCUGUCUGCUCUUAGCAGCACCUUUCCAACACUUUUCAGGGGGUAUUUCUCCCCACUUCCCCCGCAAUCAGCCCAGCUGCUCUGCAUCCUUUUAUAAUUUAAGGGUAAAAGAACCAGACAAGGUCUCUUCUGCGUACAAAACUGGUGAUCCCUCACUGCAUAAGGUCCCACCUUCAGUGACUGCUUUUUUCCAAAGGCUGUUGAAACAAAAAGCCUCCUGUGUUGCAGAUGAACUCCACCUUAAUCAGCUGCUAUCGAAUGAAAAUGUUAGCAGGGUGGCAAGAAACAAUCCUGCUUUUAAGGGACGAAAUCUGUUCAGCUCUCAAUGUGAUGUGAACCUACCUCUUUCGUACUUCCUGAAUCCGUACGUGAACCACAAUACAGCUAUUAUUCGUCUUUCACACUUCUCUGAAGCACCAGAACCCUCUCCCUUAUUGUGAUUUCCAGCAACUGCUUCUGACCGUGUAGACCAAGCACAGCGGCCAUGAAGAAGAGCCACUGAUAGUCCCCGCCUCCAUUAACUUGUGCAAUCCUAAUUGAAAGCCAAGUUGGUGGACAUCACUGCCUACCAAGGAAAUGAGUUGCAUGCUUUAACUAUGCUCUGUGUGAAGAGAUUGCUUUCUUUUAUCUGCCCCGAAUCUUACAGCAUUCAGCUUCGCUAGACAUGCCCUAGUCGUACUGUUAAAGGUAAAGGGACCCCUGACCAUUAGGUUCAGUUGUGGCUGACUCUGGGGUUGCGGCACUCAUCUAGCUUUAUUGGCCGAGGGAGCCGGCGUACAGCUUCUGAGUCAUGUGGCCAGCAUGACUAAGCCACCCUUUACCUUCCCGCUGGAGCGGUACCUAUUUAUCUACUUGCACUUUGACGUGCUUUCGAACUGCUAGGUUGGCAGGAGCAGGGAUCGAGCAACGGGAGCUCACCCCGCCGCGGGGAUUCGAACCACCAACCUUCUGAUCGGCAAGUCCUAGGCUCUGUGGUUUAACCCACAGCGCCACCUGCAUCCCUCUUAGUCGUACUGUUAGGAGGGAGAAAAAGGUUUCUCUGUCCACCUUUUUCCAUGCCAUGAAUAAUUUUACAAAUUUUCCAUCAUGUUGCCUCUUCCUUGCCUUUUCUCUAAACUAAUAAGCCCCGAAUCGCUUUGAGAAUUAUGCAAAGCACACAUCAACAAGUAAAGUGACUGCCCUACUACAGCUGUUUGGUGCUAGAGACACCAUGAUUCACAAAUGCCCACAUUCUGCAGCCAAGAUCAUCUCAAAGCCCAAAGAGCUGCAGUGCAAUGAGCAAUGUUCAUUGAGUAAAAACGCCACAUCCGUUUAGAGUGCAGCAACCUCAGAAUAUAUGGAAUGAGGAGCUUGGGAGGCAUGAUCAAAAUAUAUUCCACUGCCAGCCAGGGACAAAAUGGGCCAAAGCUUGAAAUGGCCUCUGACUGCCCACACAUAGAAAGCAGAGGGAAACACCUACUUAACAUGCAGGCAGGCUUCCCAACACGUAUUGAUUUAAGAAUCCUUGAAGGUCCAAUUUUGCUAAUGCUCUUGAGUAAUCGUCCCCUGUGGUUUGGAUUCUGGCAGGCUUCCUGUUCCAUUUCCAUGACUACAAGGACGCCGCGUUGACGGAACAUCUCUAUCGUCUCAUGAGCAUCGCUGUGUUUGGAGCUGCCCUCUGUGCCUCGCUGGAGGUCUUCCAACGAGAUCACACCCUCCUGGAGCUCUUCAGGGCCAGCCUCUUCAUCCUCCAAGGAUCCUGGUUCUGGCAGGUUAGUAGCCGGGGGAGUGGCAGGAGAUGCCUGUGCUUCAGAUUUAAUGUCCAGGUCUGUGAAAUGUUUAAAUCAAUACCCCCCCCAACAUGUGCUGGAGUGCAAGUGUGUGCCAAGAGAAAAGUGUUGCUGUGAGAAAUGCACUGGAAUAAUAAAAGGUGGCUGUGAGCCAGUGGCACCAUCAGGGCAGGACCUUAGGGCAGAAGUCCAAGGACCCACUCAGCAAAAUGACCAGGAGGUGCCUCAGUUGCGGCAAGGCAGGCUUAUCACAUUUUGAAGUCAGUGAAGUGGUUUACAUUGCCAUCUAAAAAGAGCAGGGAGGAGACCAUUUACCCCAUCCUUUUAAAGCCCUAUGGGAGAACUUUAAAUUAAGAGUCAUGGAUUCUUCCCCAAAGCAUUCUAGAAGCUGUGUUAAGAGUGCUGGGAGUUGUCUCCUAUUUCUGUCCCAAUACUACAUUUCCCAGAGUUUGCUGUGGAGAGGGAUUGACUGUUAAACCACUCUGGGAAAUGUGGCUCUGAGAAAGGAAUAAAGGACUUAUAACAACUCCCAACACUCUUAAACUGUAUCUUUAAAAAAAAUGGAGGGGAAGACUGUUUAAUGUAGUAUCAUCACAGAGCUUUAGAGGUUUGGUGUGAAUGCAACCUAAGAUUAGCUAACAGCACCACUUCUGUGAACCAAAGUAGAUUUCUGAGUUUAAGGGUUCAUUUGCAAACCGGAGAAACAUUCUUGGGCACCACACACAACACCCAAUUUAACUGGCUGCAACAAAACGCUUCAUUUGAAUUUCAGCAGAGAUGGGGAAGAAGAGGGGAUUCUGGGGGUACCAGGGAAGGCCUCUGUUGGGCACCUGUACGCCAGUGGGUGCUAUCCUGGCAACUCCUAUAUUAUACUCCUGGAUCUACAGCUCUAGAUGAUACGACAUCUCUCUUUGCAACCCUCAGAUUGGCUUUGUUCUGUAUCCACCAUGGGGAGGUCCAGGCUGGAAACAAGAGGAGCAUGGAAACAAGAACUUCCUGACCGUGUGCUUCUUUUGGCACUAUGCCGUUGGCCUUCUUGUGAUGGCAGCCAAUGGUUUCAUCAGUCAGCGGUGAGUGUUGCUCAUUAGAUAGGCAGUGGGUGAACCCAAAAUGAUCCAGUGGAAUGCUUCAUGUGGGAACAGGUAGCCAUGGUUGGCUAGUGGUAGUCCAAGGAUGGACAUUACUUAUGUCUUGGCCGUGUUCAAUCUUUUCUACUUAGGAUAGGGAUGAGCAAUCUGUGGGCUCUCCAGGUGUUGCUGGAAUAUAUUAGUGGCCCAUCAUCCCUGACCAUUAGUCACGCUGGCAGGGGCUGGCAGGAGUUGGGAGUCCCCAACAACAUCUAGAGGGCACAUAUCCUCUAGCCUCAAAUAGCAGUGUAAAAAGUUGUGGGAAGGGGAGAGAAACAAGUAACUUCUUUCCUUUUGUCACUCCUGAAACAUACUCCCUCCCCACUUCAGGCCUGUGAUAGCCAAUAGUAAGGUAAAAAAGGUAAAGGACCCUAGACGGUUAAGUCCAGUCAAAGGUGACUAUGGGGUUGUGGCACUUGCCUCACUUUCAGGCCAAAGGAGCCGGAGUUUGUCCACAGACAGCUUUCCGGUUCAUAUGGCCAGCAUGACUAAAUUGCUUCUGGCGCAAUGGGACACUAUGACGGAAACCAGAGCGCAUGGAAACAUUGUUUACCUUCCCGCCGCAGUGGUACCUAUUUAUCUACUUGCACUGGCGUGCUUUCAAACUGCUAGGUUGGCAGAAGCUGGGACAGAGCAAUGGGAGCUCACCCCAUCGCGGGGAUUCAAGUUGCCGAACUUCCAAUCGGCAAGCUCAAGAGGCUCAGUGGUUUAGACCACAGCAUCACCUGCAUAACUGAUCUCAUACCAAUACUGAUGCGUCAUUCACAUCAAGCCAGUGCAUUGCUCCACACUGACAACGUAUGUGGCACAUUGUUCCUGUAGCAGUUUGAAAAGGAGUAACAUCCAUUCUUUGACACAGUGUGUGGCUCAAAAAUAUGCCCCCCGCCUGCCAAAACUGUAUUUUUAAAAUCCUUCCUUCUUAUCCACCCUUCUUCACACUCUCUGAGAAACUCACAUCAAUAUAAAACAGUUCAAUAUUUUUAAAAAAGCUGUUGUAAAAACGUAACGGAAUAACUACCAAGAACAAUAAAAAAUGGAUCAGGUGGUAGGCAGAGAAAUGCAGACAAAGGAACCCCGUGGAGUAACAUCAGACAGACGUCAAGCAAUGCUCAACAGCUGGCGUCAUGAUUGCACAGUGUGCCAGCCUGUGUGGCUUGACCAUUGCUUUGCAACCUCCAUGGGAACAGGGCGUGAGGUCAACAAUUAUGCUGCUGUCAAUUCCUUAGCACUUGCUGAAGUGGGUUUUGUGUCUCCCCGUUGCUUAUAUCAAUAUAUUUGGGGGUUUGCAUUUCUGCAGCUGCAGUAAUGGAUGUGGAGUAAACUAUGGAAACGUCGAAGUGGAACUGGAUGUGGAGCUGGACUUGGCAUGUUGUCUAUGGAGGAAAAACCGAACCCCGGAUCCUGUCCUCCUACCAGAGAACAUCUCAGAUGAAAAAUGAAGGGUCGCAUUUUCCCCUAUUCUUCAAGAUUUUUAAAAAAACUGUGAAGUUUCUAGUUCCCAUCUGACAUAAAGGGUGCUCUUUAUAUUAAAAACAAGCAUAGUAGUCAACGGCAAAAGGGGAGAAGCUGUACCCUCUUAUAUAAGUGUUCAAAGCCUUCAGCUGCAAGCACACUCACCUCAGCAAGUUCCCAAAAAAUUAUAUCCGAGGGCCAAAGUGUGCACUGGAAAAUGUCCUGCUAAUGAACUUUGUGGCUUUAAAAAAAAAAAAUACAUCAAAUCUGAUGACCUUUUGAGGACUUUGUGUUUACACUGCGUGGG